Messenger RNA from Podarcis lilfordi (Lilford's wall lizard), 537 nucleotides. The record is from the annotation of a GenBank genome assembly. Lineage: Eukaryota; Metazoa; Chordata; Lepidosauria; Squamata; Lacertidae.
AUGACCGUUAGGAGGACCUGCCUAGCUCCCGGCUACCCAACUCCCGAUUCCCCUCAGUGCCGAAGACGCUCGGCUAUCUCCGUCGUUUUCCGACGCGCCCCUUCCCUCCUCCUCUCCCCCCCCUCCCGCCUCUCGCCCGCCCGCCCUCGCUCCGUCUGCCUGACCCAGGAAUCUCAGCGGAGACUGAGGAGAGAGAGGGAGGGAGGGAAGCAAAGGCAGGAGCCGCCGCCGCGGGGGCUGGAAGAUGGCGGUUGGGAUGGGGAGGAGGAGGCGGAGGCGGCAGCAGCAGCAGGCACGGGGCUGUGGGAAAAGGCAGCGGGGCUCUUCGCGCAGGCGAGGCUGAGGGAAACGCCGCCGCCGCCGCCGCGUCCCCGGGAAGCUCCUCUCUCUCCGCCGCCGCAGCCGCCGCUUGGUGCCGGUUCGCCUCCUCCCGACUCGCCGCUUCCCCGCCGGCGUGAGAUGGACGUCGGCGCCGCCGCGCUUCCCCCGCCGACGGAGCCUCGUCGUCCUCGCCUUGAGGCUCCGCCGCGGUCCUGA